This is a messenger RNA of Poecilia reticulata (guppy), 2819 nucleotides long. RefSeq lists its product as uncharacterized. Lineage: Eukaryota; Metazoa; Chordata; Actinopteri; Cyprinodontiformes; Poeciliidae. Gene Ontology annotation, cellular component: nucleus. Gene Ontology annotation, biological process: regulation of gene expression. The record is from RefSeq and is a predicted model, not a curated record.
GUAUACUAGUGUAUCGUUUAUAUUCAUAAAAAUGCCAAAUUCUUUAUUAAAAACAAAUAAAAGUCUAGAACUGAAGCAGUCAGACUCCGAGGUGUUAAAAUUCAUUCUGAAUACGAAAUGAUAUUAACAGUAAAUAAGCUAUUUGGGGGGUUAAAAUGUCUGUAAACAUACUAGAUUAGAUUUAUUGUCAUUGUACAAAGACAUUAAUACUAAAACUGCUGAGGGAUUUUAUAAACAGACACAUAAGAGUAAUACUUGAAAAAUAAAACUCCUGCAUGUUUUUUCCUUAAUUGUUCAACAAAACCUAUUUUUUCAUAUAAAAGUUCCAAAAUUAUAUUUCCUGAACUUCUAAAUCCUGAAUGUUUUACUCUGAGUGACGAAGUUUCAGAUCAAACACAGGCUUUUAUUUUGGUGACUUCGGGUUUUCCAUCCCUGGAAUGUGUGAACACGUGACUUUGCGCAUGCGUACUGAGCAUAGCUUCCGUUCCUUUCGGUGUGGAGGCCCCAGGCAGGUAAACAGAGGUUCUCCUAAGGUUCUGUUGGUUCCAACUAGCUCUGAGCGGUUCCGGUCGGCCCAGAGGGAAAAUGUCUCCAUCCGCCACGUUUCACUCCCAGCUCGCCUCCAUCAUGGAGGUUCUGGCCAACACGGCGGUGGCGGAGAUCUGCGAGCUGGUGGACAACGGCUACGCGGUGCUGCAGCUGGAGAUCAGCCGGAGCCGCAAAGAGAACGAGGUUCUGCGGAGGAAACUGCGGCUCCUGGAGCUCCGGGCGGCGCGGUCCGCCGCGUUCAGAGCCGCCGCGAGCGGAAGCGGCGCCGCGCUGCUGUACGCCGCUAGCGGCCGCCCGCGCGCCAACCAGCGCGUCCACGAGCCGAGGAGGAGCGUGACUCUGACAGAAGUAGCAGCAGAGCUGUGCUUGCCGCCCAAUCAGCAGACUUCUCAGUGCAGAGAGACCCGCCCACCACCGGAACCGGAACCAGAAGCUACAGGACAGACGGCGUCUGCAGUUGAGACCACAGUGGUGAUCAAGGUGGAGGACGAGGAGGAAGAGUCCUGGUCCCAGUCCGACCCUCAUGGUCGGUUCUGUGGCGGUUCUGAGGAUCAGCCCGAAGCAGAAGCUUCGUCCUCGCUGGUCAAACAGGAAGAGAGCGGUGCAGGUGGGGGCGUCUCUUGGACCAGCGCGGAGGUGAGCUCCACCUCCACCCAGCAGACCAAUCAGAGGCCAGAACCCAGUGGCUACGACUCCAUGAUGCUGCAGCAGGCCUCCCACGCUGCUGCAGCAGCAGAACCCGGCGGCUCCUCCGGGUUUGUUCCCGGCAGGAACGCUUCAGCCGAUUCAGGAAGCGGCUUCAGCCACCGCGAGGCGAGUCUGUCUGCAGCGGGGCAGCAGCAGGGGGCGCCACAGAGAGCCGGCUGGCGGCAGCAGAGCCGCGCCGCCGCCGCCCCCGCGGGGAAGACGUUCGCCUGCAGCUUCUGCGGGAAAAGCCUGGCCUGCCUGAAGAACCUGAAGACCCACAUGCGGGUCCACACGGGCGAGAAGCCGUACGUCUGCGCGCUCUGCGGGAAACGCUUCUCCGACUCCAGCAACCUGAAGCGCCACCAGAGCGUCCACACGGGGGAGAAACGCUACGGCUGCGUCCACUGCGGGAAGCGCUUCGCCCAGUCCGGCUCGCUGAAGGUCCACAUGGCCGUCCACACGGACUGCGGCCAGUUCCGCUGCUCCGUCUGCGGCAAGGCCUUCACCUCCGCCGGCCACCUGAGGAGGCACGUCGCCAUGCACACCGGGGACAAAUGCUUCCCCGCUGCGUUACCGUGACAACCAUCAGCGGCGCUGACGCUUCGUGCUGGACGGAUCAGAGCGACAGGAAGUCCUGAAACUGUCCGGAUCAUCAAACUGCUCCUCUAGCGGCCAUGUUUAUGUUUCUGUGCAGAUUGUGACAUUUUUGUGUACAUUUUUAAAUUUCUGCUGUCUUUUUUGGCAGAAACGGUUUAAGAGAAUAAAGCCACUGCUGUUGAGUUUUCCUUUUCGCCUGGUUAGCGCUGACAUCACAGCCCUGUUCGGGUUUUACUGUCCCACUUAAAGAAGGAGGUCUGGCAGGUGUCACGCUUUACGAGAUUUAUUUGUGUUUGUGGUUUUGGGAACUGACGGUCUGACGGGACGAGGCCCCGUUUCCCCGCUGUGUCUGACUGUGAUGUUUUUCAUCGCUAAGGCUGGAGGGUUAAAACUCUCAGACACGCGCCCCCUGGUGGCGAGUGAGGAAGCAAAUACUGUGAUGUGAUGGUAAAAAAACAUGAUGCGGAGCAGAGAAACGGAUUGGAUUGAAACGUCUGACCCAAUAUGAAGGUGUCUAUGCAGCACCAGGAGGAACUAAGCUGAACUUUAAACUGCAGGGGUUUAAGGGCUGAAAGUGGAUUCUGAACCAUAAGUUCCUUUAACUGGUCCAAAGGAAACCUGAACGACGUCCAGAGAACCUGGAGAACCGACGACUCGGCAGGUUACAGGAACUAUUCUUUGAAAUCUCACGUUUUGGACCGGAUGAGUUUUAAAUCCACUGUGAUGCUCCAGACAUGAAGAGCAGCAGCAUCUUCCUCCUCAGAGCUGCUGCUCUUCAUCCUCAGUUUGUCUCAAAGCGGCAGGUUCUCAUCCGACCCGGUCCGGUUCGGUCCGGAGCUGCAGGUUCUGAGGAGAACCGACUGGUUAAACGUUUCUGGAAAACGCUGCACUGUUAAAAACUUCCUGUUUUAUUGUGACUCUGAUGAUGAAAUAAAUAAAUAUUCUGUUUAGAAAGUCGAGUCAAAAUUAAAGUUUUUACUUCACUU